GAAGGGUCGGUCAGCCAAUGCAUAGAGAGAACAUUCACUCUAGCCACACACCGAAGGUACUGCCUGCAGGCAAGUCCGGUGGCCCAUCCAACGAAGUGUCGGAACGUUGUGCACACACAUUACCCGAGAGCAUUGUCUGCCGUUAGUACAUAUGCAGCGACGAACACACUUGCUCAUCUCAUCCAUCUGGUCAGGUGUGCGCAACAUCGCACAAAAGCCUAGACGACGCCAUCUACACGCUUCUGCCUCACCACAGAUGGCUGCCUCAUUGAUCCCCAUCACACCCCCACAAAGCGACACACUCAGCCACCGCUCUCCCUUUCCCUUCGCCGUCGUCAUGCUCUAUCGGCAGCAGCAUCGGCAUGGUCGCCAUAUCCGUCUCGCGAGCCCUUCGCCCUCCCUCCGGUCCUCCCUGCAGCCAUCGCCUCUGCAGCAUCUCUGGCGGGAGCUUGAUGCUGAUCUCACGAGGGUCCAAGGCGGACUGCGAAGGCAUCUCCCUACUCUGCAGCAUGGAAUGAUACCGGCCGACGAUGGUCUUGACGUCGGGCAGCAUGUCGACUCUCGUCGUGGGGGGUCCGAGGGGUGGCGAUGGCGGGGGGAGGGGAUAGUCGCUCGGCGAUGCAGAGAGUGUCUCCACCUGGCUCGGACGGUUGCUGGCGCUGGGGGACGACCGACGGCUCAGAAGGGCGAGAGGUGGCGAGGGGUGGGCGGUUGACGAGCUGCUGGUGGUCGUGGUGGUCGUGGUGGACAGUCUCGUGGCGUGCCGCUUGGACGACGGCAGCGCUUCUGUAGUGCGAUGGGAGGCCCUCGCCUUGCCGUUGAAGAGGAGAGGGGGCAGCGACAAACUCAGCGCUUGAACGAGAGGAAUCUCGUGCCCACAAUCACCACUGUCACCACAUGCGUCCUCCCUCCUGACAGCCGCAGACGCGCCGAAGACUCUCGGCUGAUGGUGCUGCUGGUCGUUGUCCUUUGCUGUGGCUGUGAGGACGCUCGCCGGGUGGAACGGGGGAGGGGAAGGGGGGCCGGCGGCAGACUCGUCACCGUCACAGACAGAGAGACAUUUGGCCCGGGGGAGUGGAUGGGGCAGGGCUGGCAGCACCGGCAAGGAAGGAAACGCCUGCCAGUGCUCGUGACUCAAGGUGGCCGACCAGUGGUACCUGAAAACCAAAUAAAGGAGGAGCUGAACCGCUCUUUGAUUUCUGCGUCUGUGCUGUUUUCACCCUUUAAGGGCUCCCACGAUUGCGCUGCGCCACUCCGACGCGCCAGACACCUUGUCUAACGGCUCCUGCAUGCAACACAUCAGAGCCGCAGUAACGUGCAUCACGUGUGUCUGCAUUCCCAUCGAUGUUCUUACGUGAUUGCCCCUCAGUGUCGGUCCCGCCAGCUGUGGAUACUCGUACUUAAGCUGCGCCUGGUAGAAAUGUUCCAGCCCCCUCACUGCCCUCGACGCAUCCGUGCCCUCCGCCCCAGUCCACAUGAGAGCGCGACGCUCCCUCGCGGCGUCGUCUGGCGGGUCGCCAGUCGGCAUUGGGCUUGGGGCGUCCUCCAAGAUGGAGAAGGGCGGGAUGAGCUCGAUGGAUGGGUGUGCGGGCGGGGUCGGGAGGAGGGGGGCUGGGCCUGGCUAUGCAAAGAACGGCACAUGAGAGGGGUCAUGGGGAAAAAGGCCUGCCUGUGAUGCCCACCUGGCUUGACGAUGUGUCUGAAGGGGUCUUGUCUGAAUGAGACAUCACCCGGCUGUUGCGUGGUGGUGCCACCGCCGCCACUGUCAGAUGCCACCUGGUGCUGGAAUGGCACGAUGUGGCAGACGUCGCUCAUGCGCUCCUGGAGGAAGACCGCCAGCUUGGUGAAGCCCAGAGACUGAAAAUGGAGGUUCUCGCCGUGCUUCAACCGAUACAGCUCACGCACCUGCGACAGACACACGCCUGCAGUGCAGGCAGGAUACAGGAGACAAAAAGCAAGCGGCCAAUGGGCAAUGGUGUCCAUCUAUCUGCAUGCCGACUUGCCUCUCGGAUGCGUCUCCAGCAUCUCCGCGAGUUUCCUCUUGAUCUGCGCCACACGCAAGGCCUCCCCACUCAUGCCGGGAUGCAGCAUGAGGCUGCCACCCACACACGCAUCGUCGCUCUCCGCUCUGAACGGCGGCGUGACGCUGGGCUGCGGUGGAUGGUUGCUGCUCUUGAGGAGCUCGGUCUGGAAACGCUGAUUGGCGCGGGCCCACAGAGCUCUGGUGAGUGGGCUGCAGGCCACCAGGGGCUUGAUGCAGUUGUUGUCGUAACUGAGACAGGAAGAAAAGACCGUGCUUACAUGCAAGAGAGGUGGUGGUCCAUGUGAAUGUGUUGAGUUGCCCACCCUGCCAGGUUGAGGUCGAGGGUGAGCUGGAUCAGCUGACACAGCCGCCCUAACGUCAAGCCACGCAAUAAUGGAGGACCUGAGCAACACAUCAACAUGUGGAAGCCAGCCUUUUUCCCUGCUCCGGGUGUGUUGUAUUGCCUGAUCGUUUGAUCUCGCUGGCCAUGAGGAAUCGCCCGCCCCCAAAGCCGCCCAGUGCCCCCAUGCCGAUCCCCGCACCUGACAUAGACACACAUCGCCAGCCCACUCGCCCACCCCGCAUCCUACCGUCUUGUGUCUCACUCACCGAGAGUGCCCUGCCCUCUGGCGAUCUGGUUGGCGGCCACGCGCAUCUUGUCUAGGAUGUACAGCAGCAGCACGCCAAAGUACCCACAGCUAUAGUCAUAUGGAAUGACCGAUCCGCUCGGAUCGAUAAACCCCUCAAAGCCCUCGGGCGUUUGCUGCAGAUAGAUGUGCGCAUCCCUCCCGUGCGAACCCCCCCCACCCCCUCCCGCUCCCCCACUGCCAGACGCCCUUGUGUUGGGCGAGGAAUCAUCGCCGUGGCUGCUGCUGCUGCUGCUGCCGACCUGCGACACCUGGAAGACAUCUGGCGUCUGGCUGCACAGAUCCAAGAAGUGCUGAUGCAGGUACCCGCAGCAACACACACUGGUGGUGGUGCGCUGCCCGCCCUCCUCAGCCCCCCGGCCCCCCUUGUCCGACCGAUGAUGCCGCAUGCGCUCCAGCCGCCUCCUGACCUCGCUGCUCAGCGGGCGGAUCUGCUGUGCAUACAGCUCACGCACAAGGGACUGGAGGAUGCUGAUGUGGUCCUGGCGCGAGAAGCCGCACGAGCAGUAGGACGCCCGAAACACAGUCGCGUUGGUGAAUACAGUGGCAUGGGGUGCGGCUCCUUCCUUGGGCUUGAAAGGGGGAGGGGGCGGCCACUGAGUAGUGCGGCCAUGUCCAUGGCUGUGCGUGCGGCCCCGUCCUUUGCUGUUGAAUGUGGUGUGCCGUGGAGGGGGCAGCGGGCCGCGGUGGCCAUUCGUCACGCCGGGGCUGCCGGAGUGAUCUCUCCUCUCCCAUCCAUUCGGGCCGUCGUCUCGGCCGGCAGCAGGCACCAUGAACGGUGGUGCAUUCUCGUGCUGCCGCUCACUGUAGGGGAAGAAGUGGUAUGGCGGCGCAUCUAAUGGACUCAGAUCGCCCUCGUCCGUCCAGAAGGGGACCGUUGGCUGCUGCUGCUGCUGACGUCCUGAGCUGAAGCCGUCAUAGCUUGAAUGAGGGCUGUCGGCGGCCUGCGAUGGAUAAAAAUGAGCAGAAUCGAUGAAGGGAUCGGAAUAAGCCGAGUAGGCAUCCCCAUAGAACGGUGGCGCAUGCCAAGAGCCGCUCUGCAUCAUCAGCCAGCCGUCACCGCCAAGUUACACCAUAACAGUCGCUCCAAAACACCAUCUUGUGUCGCAUUA
Vitrella brassicaformis is the source of this 3782-nucleotide messenger RNA. NCBI's taxonomy places the organism in Eukaryota, Vitrellaceae. The record is from the annotation of a GenBank genome assembly.